AUGGCAACCAUUUACGUUAUUGUAAUAUCGGAGCUUGGAGAUAAAACUUUCUUCAUUGCUGCCAUACUCUCCAUUCACCAUCCUCGUCUGGUGGUGUAUCUAGGGGCCAUGUUCGCUCUGACUACCAUGACUGUCCUUUCAGGUAGUGAUUGACCUUGUUUACCCUACCCACCUAGCUCUUCUUGGGUAUGCUACGGAAAUCCUGCCGAGAGUAUACACAUUUUAUCUGUCCGGGGCCCUCUUUAUUAUAUUUGGGGCCAAAAUGCUGUAUGAUGGUCUGCACUUUUACUCACAAUCAUCGUUUUAGCAUACUCAAUGUCUCCUGGCGAUGCGAACGAGGAGUACCAAGAGGUUGAACAGCAAAUUGGGAGUGCUGACGUCAACUUAGGGUCGUCGAGCCAUGUUCGUAUACGCGCCUUGUUGCGAAAGGUUCUGUCGCCCAUUUUCGCAGAGGCUUUUUUGAUGACUUUCUUGGCCGAGUGGGGUGAUCGGUCCCAAUUAACUACUAUUGUGCUGGCUGCACGCGAGGUGCGUUUUCGUAAACUGUUGGCUGUGGCUACUGAAUGCUUAUUUGUUUGUUUGGGACAAUUUUAUAGGUUAUUUUUGCACUUCUGAAAGCGAUGCCAGUAGGGCGUUCAGUGGAAAUUGGGGCAUACGACCUUUACACAUAAGCCUUACGUGUCCUUUGCUGGGUAGUGCAGUAUCGUAAAUUUUACACAUCGCGAUUUGCUUAACUUCACACACUUUAGUCGUUCUGACGACUACGCCCAAUAGAGCUCUGUUUGGUCGCCCCGCCAGUCAUUCAGUUGUGCUCUCUAGGUGUUAAUUCUGAACGACACAUGACUUUUUUAGCUCUUCAGUGAGCUGGUUCAUUCCUCCCCAUCUCUUCUGUCUUUACGGGGAGGAUGGAAUUGACGACGUUGGAACUUUUAUUAUUGGUAGCUUCGAUGUACAGUGGCAGUCUGCAAGUAACCUAAAAGUAGAUAAAGCCAUAACUGGGUACGGGUUCUCGCGGCUUUCGUAUUUACUCUGAAUUGCUCAGUCCGUUGGGCCUUAAGGCCAACGCUACCAAUAACAAAACUUGUAUGUUGGCAUCCGGUCGCGGGUGUUAUUAUAUGCAUUGAAAAAUAAUGAGAGAUCGAACUAACCUUUUCCUUGAAAUUGCUUUCUUGAGUUUUAUCAUCAAGAUGUGGUCUGUGCUUUAAUCUGCAGACAGUUAUCGGGAUAAAAUAUUCAAAUGGAGGUAGCUGUGAACCAGAAACGUCCAUUGUAGAGAGUAAGCAGCCACGCGAGGUCCUCGUUCUCAAUUUCUUCAUGUGAACCGUUGAUGACUUACAGUCAUCAAAGCUUUUUUAUGCUGGAGCCGAUUACUGCAAUCUUUUACCAUUAAAGACUGUCGCCAGUCCGGGUGACUGAAAAGUCUUUGUUCGGUUCUUCUCCUGAUCCCUAGCUAGCUUUUGAUCAUUUACGAGCGCGUCAUUUUUCGCUAGAUUGGGACCAAACAAAACAGAAAGCUGCCAUGCUUUUCUUUGUCCGAAAGUUGCAACUUUAGCUAUGAUUAGUACUUUCUUCCAAAAGUCUUAGUAAAACUACCUACCUGCAGUUCAAAAUUAUCCUGUUUUGCGCCGAUUAAGACAUAGUACAUUGUAGUAAUUACAACUACUUUGUUAACUUAAGACUCGAAAUCUCAUUCUUCUCAAACAGUCUGCUUUGUUCCACAUUCAUCCAUCAGAAUGUUCUCGGAGUCAUCACUGGUGGAAUUCUUGGACAUGGUAUUUGCACGGGCCUGGCCGUUUUAGCGGGAAGAGUGGUAGCUCAAAAAAUUUCCGUCAAGUGGCGUAAGUUAAUAGUCUUUUUUGGAAACCCUUCUAAUCGGAUCUCUUAUUACAAGUACGCUUAUCCUUUUGGUUCCCUAGUCUAAAUUCGUCCUAUCUUAUUUUCCUAGCAAUUUUAUCUUUGUCGAUUAUUCAUCCCCAGGCCUGUACAGUAAAUCAAAUAGGUUGUGGUAAAGUAGCAAAAGUAGAAAACAGAUAAUUAACAGUAAUCGUUUCGGGGAAAGGGUUGAGGACGUUCAGACGUGUCAGGUAUCAUGGGGAGGGGAGGUAAUUGUAGCUUAUUCCUCUCUGGGAAAUGGGAAUGGGAGAAUGUCAUCGAGUUAUAUUUAUGUUUCGUCUGUGUAACGCGACGUGGCAGGAUGCGAGAACAAACAUGUGGUACUCAGCUUUGGCCAGUAGAACUUAAAUGCUUUUCCGAACGCCUUCUGCGAGUAUGAGGUUGCGUUGGCCAGCCGUAUGGCCACUGCCUCUGCUUUCCCCAGCGUUCGCUGACUCAGGAACCUUAUAAAUGACUCGAAAUACUUGAUUGACGUCUAACUGGUGGCUGCUGUCAACCGCGUGAGUCACGAUUGCGCCAGAAAGGAACCCUUCACUGCCAGGCAGGAUGAUGCUCCCGCAUCCGCUUGGGUAGGUGUUUAGUCGCUUGACCAAUGUAAGCACAUCCGGCAACCGAGCACUGCCGAGACCCUGAGCAGAGAAAUCCGGUCCUGUUUUACGACCCCAGCCGACGGAGAUGGCAGUAACCAGUGGUCGUCACUGAAAACAUCGGUUUUUGGUGCAGCUGGGAAAAUCCUUGGGUAUACCCAGCGACACCGCAGUGACUGGAUCAGCCGAAGAACCCUGCAGUUGUCUACUCAGACAGCUCGAGCCAGGCCCUGUGAUGAUGAUUCCCUCCGCCAACUGCGGAUGACGCAAAAUCGGCCAGGAAUGACAGGUGGAAAAGUUGGACCGAGAUAGCGACCUCCAUGGAACAGGCCUCGAACGUUGGUGACACUCGAAACCUACCAACUUAUCCAUCAAGUUAGUGGUAAGUCCUCUGCCCUGAGUGACUGUUCGAGACGUGAAUUGUGGCUUUAUUGCUGACAACUCGGCUAAAGUCGAGUACUGGCGUGAGCAAUUCGAACAUCAUCUUAACUUCGAUGCCCAACCCACAACGGCCUUGCUCUCCUCUGCUGCAUAGUCUCUUCCCUCUCCAAUCUAUGCAGUGUCAUACGACCCACUUUCUGAAGAAGAAGUUGCUGAUGCCAUACAAAGGCUGAACAACAACAAGGUACCCGGAGAGGACGUUAUACCCGCUGAAAUCUAUAAGUCUUGUGUUGACACUGACGCCCUGUCUCCAUGAGAUAAUUGAACAAGCGUGGAGACGAUAUUGCUCCGGAUGAUUGGAUCUCGGGCAUCCUUCUACUUAUCCUCAAGAAUGGAGAUAAGACGAAAUGCGAGAACUACCGCGGCAUAAGCCUCAUCGGCGUUGCUGCGAAGAUCUUCGCUAUUGUCCUCAGGCGAUUCCAGGCUGUACCCAACCAAGUCAAGUUCCGUGCCGGAUGUGGAUGUGCGCACCAGUGUUGUAGCUAGGACCGUAGCAGGCACACGAGAUGGCAAGGACAAACAAAUAUGGAUGCAACAGUCAGAACGAGAAUACCCUAUAACAGGGCUUUAUUCAUCUUACAAUUGACGUACUGGUACUAAGACGAGAAAUAGAAAAGUAGUAGAUAAGAUGGAAUUUAGCCAGGGGCCUAUGUUAGCAUGACAACCAGGUAUUCACACUGAGGUGCACUCUCGAAUUCCGCCAUAGGUACCAGCAACCGAUGGUCGACUGUUUUGUUGGCUUUGCCUCAAUGUUCGAUCCCGUCCAUCGUGCGUCCCCGUGGCGGAUAAUGACACUAGAUGGUGUACCGCCAAAAAUUGUUGCCAUGAUCUAGGCUUAUUACCUCUCCGCCACUGCGCGAUUUCGGGUCCAUAACAAAAUUUCUCAGCCGUUCUGGCGUCAGACAGGGUUGUAUCGUGGCGCCCAUUCUGUUGAACUACGCUGUUGACUGGAUUCUCGGGAGGGCCUUACACGGAGAUGACGGUGUUGAGGUUCCCACCCGGACACCGACUGACUGAUCUCGGCUAUGCCGAUGAUAUCUCCUCACUUGCUUCAAGUUUUGAUGCUCUGCAGUCAAUGGUGUCACGGGUGAACGAGGCCGUUAAAUCGGUCGGUUAGUCCAUGAACGCUGAAAAGGCCAAAGUGUUUUCAGGCUGCAUGCCUGACCAGGAAAAGGCACAUCUCGGGAUUAAUGUCUUUUAACUUGAAGAAGUAGACAGUUUUAAAUACCUCUGGACGAGAUUGCUUCCGAAUGAACAGAGUAGGGACGAUAUCGCCUCCUGAAUUAAUUCUGCCCACCGGGUUUUCUCAAGCCAUAAAAAAUGUUUAUGACGCGAGAUCUCCAUCGCUAAAAUGAUUCGCGUAUACGGUACAUCCGUCCAGCCUAUCCUUAUGAUUAUGAAUGCUGGACUGUACGCGUGGAAGACGAGAGAAAACUGGAGGUAUUUGACCAAACCCCUUACUGGCAUGACGAGCGCAGUCCCAGUGCUUACGUUUGUGGUCAACCGAGUCGGUCAUUCGUAACCCUCAAAUAGGGACGGACAGUCCUUUUUCUCUUGCCAAGCUUGCAAAUGGCAGAUUGCGGACUGUAUUUCACUCUUUCCUCUCAUUCUCUUACAUUUCGCUGCAGCAGUAGUGACCUCUGGAGUUAAAGCGUCAGUGGUCUAUUUAUUCACGUGUACUUUCUAUUUUACACGCCUUUAUAAUGCCUUAAUUAACGCACACCCAUGCAGACAGUCCACUACAUAGUUGCGACAUGUCGACUACGUGUACAUGCAUUUGCGCUGGCCCCUGUAUCGGGCUCUAAUACACUCAAUGCUUGCCUCCUAAACUACCCGUAUUGCAUUGUAACCCUCUACGCUCUACGCUCUUUUAUCCACAGACUAACUUUCGAACAUCGCAUAACUUCACCAAUUCGAGAGAGUUUUCUCCGACAGUGUCUCCCAAGACUCCUGAAACACUGAUGGAUUUUUCACUCACCAUUAAGUGAAAAUAGUUAGUUAGGAAGGGAGGGGAGGUUACAAAAAUUAUUGACGAAGAAAAUAAUCCCAAGAUAGCAUGCUGAGCUUUUGCUUGGUGUCUUUGCUGCCACCAGUGCAAACUGCACUUGAAAAAACAGCCACUGCAUGAGUAUGAUUAUUUUUUACGAAUGGUUGGUGUUUGUAUGAACUGUAUCAUAUAUUACAGGAACAACGUGCAACAAGUUCCUUUGUCACACGCACAUUCAAGGCGAUUGCGUGUAAUAAAAGCGCUUUUUAUUUAAAAAAAAAAAGGUUUAUGGGCCUCGACGACCGCACCAUCGCAUGCAUGGAAACCAAGAUAUUACCACCAGUUUCGAAAUUUGGAGCAAUCAUAGCUUUAUAUUAAGACUUCAUUAAUGAAGUGCGAGCUGCUUUAUACAGCUAUAGAAAAUCAAUGGAUGCUUACAUACUAAGUAAGUAGUCUUUGCUGAGUGCAAUUUUGACAGGUGGCUGGGACGCUGUUCAGUAGAAAGCCAGUAUUCUACCAUGGGGGAACCAUCCCGAGAUUGUGUUCUGUGCUCGUUUUUAAGGCUCACUGAAGUGAUUUUGUCCGUUCAAAAGCAUACCGGAAGAGUUUGCUCUAGGCGUCACGCGUCCUGGUACAUACCAUACACCCCAGACCAUCUGAUAAAAAUGAUUUCCUAUUUGGCCUUUAGGGCCUGUCGACCUUUGCUUUAGGAACCAAUUCGGUUAUCAUGAGAAUCGACCUUCCGACAGAUUUUCGCCAAGGACUAAAAACUUUCGGUGCGGAUGACGCAUGUCAAGUUAUUUUUUGACUUUAAAGCACCAGCGUUCUAUUUCGUUCCUAGCCUGUUGUUCCAUAGCACAAGGAAACCACUUUUUCUGCAUGGACGGUAAUGUUUCUAGUAUCGCCUCUGUGUUUUUCAUUUGACGUACGAUUGUGGUUCUAAUAUAUGUAUACUUGAGCGUGGACCUAGUCUGUUGUUUUAGUUCGGUAGCAGGAACCCGGACCCCUAUUUUCCGCAAGCCAUCUCGAAAAUGGCCUGUCUCCCAUGGAGGCAUUAAAUUUCGUGACGUCCUUUUCUAGCGUUCUUCAGACUUACCAUCUCGAAGAUGUUUAUCAUUCUGGACGGCCAGGCGGCAACAGAGCGCGCAUUUCAUAUACUUUCCUCUCCAUGCCGAUCCAGUGCAAGUGUCGUAAAAGGUUUUUCUUCUGGCUCACUCACCCGCAUCGGUCACACGCGCCGCAUUCUCUUUUUCAUGCUCGCUUGUUGGUGCGCUUUCUACAAGUUUGAUUAUUACAGGUGUGCCUCGCGAGACAUGUAGUUGACACGUCAUCGACUCACCUACACAGUUUCUUUAUUCUGCUGCGUCAACUCUACCCGUCGUUGUUGGCAGUUCCGUCGUCUUCUGGUCCACCUACGUCGGCCGCCAAGUCAUUUUAGCAAUGCGUUUCCGGUCUUCCUAAGUUGCACUUACGGUGCUGAUUAUGGAGGUGAAAGGCCUGGGCCGGCCAAGUUGUCCAAAUUAAAUACCAAAUUCUCCUUUCGUAACAAUUAUUGCUAAUUUAAACUUUUUAAGCCCUCUUUGGUUUUCGUCUCUGUUCUGUCUUGGUUGGCAUUCGUAGUCGUGCUUUCCCUUGUAACGGCGCAAUGCAUGCUGGACUGUAGUGAUAAGACACUGGUUUGCCUCUCCAAUCUUCGCCGAUUAUCUGUCUAUUCAAAAUCCAGCAGGCCCAAUCGUAAUUUCUAGUGCGUUCUAGCGCGUUAAAUUCCUUUAGUUCACACCAGGGAAUUUUCUGUAGACAAAGGGAGUCAUUGUUUUUCCUCGUCGCAAUAACCGAUUUCUGAUACUUACCCCUCUUUCGAAUUCGGAAUUGGGGUUUGGUGUCUUUAGCAAAUGUUUUCAAAAUGAAAAAAGCUGGAGUAGCAACUUAACACAUGGAAUUUUGUACCAGUCUGGAUCUGAAACUACAGGACCUCAGCAGUAUGUGUCAUACUGUUAUAGAAAUUCCACUUCGUCCUCCAUCAAAACGUGACACCCAGUAGUGUUUUUGACCCAAACACAUCAAACACUGAACUCUUGCUAUUGAUGACCCAGGGUUUCUUCAUUCUCCAUGGGCUAUUCACUUGUUCUACUCCUCGAAAAGGGCUCCAAUUUUGUCGAAUCUAUUUGUACUUAAGCGCAGUCGGCAGUUUGUCUCUUGUCACAUAAGAGAAGUUCUGUUUCCAUUGGCCUCUUGCCAUAUUUGAUUUUUCGUAAAAACUGAAACAAUCAAAAGGGGUGAUACAAUAAAGAUCCCUUUAUGAAAGAGCCUGGUAGCAUUUCACUCUUACGAUACAGUGCGUGUAAUAAUUUGCCAGCGGUCGCCAAUUAUUGUCUGAUGCCGUGGUGGAUCGGCUUCCAAAACUGAGAAUCGAAUGUGAGAGAGAAAAUCCUGUCGCCGUUCUACUACAUUGGAACCAGGCCUAACCUCGGUUUAGCAAGAAAAUUCCAGGCAGUUCUGAGCAGAAGCAUAACUCUCAGCUAUUUAACCUCAACCACUGCGAUCAGGGCCAAGUCAUGAUUAACGGUAAAAAGUUAUGUACGGCCGGUGGUAGGGGGUUCAUUCUGUACAGCAUCUCUGCCGCUUUCUGAAACUAUUGACUGCUGAUGAGGCCACAGCACGUGAUGCAUCCAGUCAUGAUAAGGGCGGAGGGGGAUUGUGUUUAGGUCAGUUUCUUUUAUAGAUUUACGGGAACAGCUCCAGAGAUCUCAUAUUCUAAUGCGCGUGCAUUACGCCACAUAAGGUCUCGACACCUGUGAUUCUGUGUUGAAUUUAGCAGAGACAUUUGGUCGGACUGUAAGAUCAGGUCAUCUGAGUGCCUUCGUAAUGAGGGCAAAUCACACUGACGCCGCAGGGAUUUGAACAAGGUGCCUUAUGCCACUUUGACUCUUAACUCUCAAUCAAACAGCAUGUACCUCCCAGCUCUAAUCUGACUUACCUGUUUGACUGCACUACAGUUUUUUUGCUUUGACCUAGUUCUUCCACUUAAAGGUAUUUUGUUUCGAUUACAAAAAUGAAUAUGACUACUGCUGGUCUACCCGACCUCGGUGUCUCACAUACUGCGUCUUCGUGCAUGAUGAUUUGGUGAGGCGAACAUGGCCAUCCUGCCUCGCUCUUCAAUGUUCAAGACUGUUUACACAUAGCACAAGUACUACUUCGGUGUCUUUUCAAGGCUUUCUAAGCCUUUGCUCUAGUUGACCACUUCUGUCUUGCGCUUUGUUUUGCGUGGAAGCAUUGGAGCGGUGGGCUGGAUGCUUUUUCAAAGUCCCUCGGGCUUUCUUAAAUUUUCCAAAGCACUGCACAGGCCAUUUAAAAGGCGAGUUGCUGGCGAUGGCUAUGUGCUAUCGUUGUAUCAAAGGCCUAUUCUCCGCAGUCUGAAGUGUUUUGGAAACACAGUUCCAGGUGUCACCCGAAGGACAGUUUUAAAGAAGCCAUGGUCAAACAUCUCUUGGUUCCGUUUGCCUCCCAAACGUGACCCAGAAUUCACAACCGUCCGCGCUUUAGUCACUCCUGGUGCACUAUGCUCGAGGCUGCGCGAACCUUUCUUCUGACAACCGCAGCUGACUAUUACUUAACGAAAUCGUCUUUUUUUAUUUAACCACUUAGGCAAGUUCAUGGUCUGAUGAAAGUUUGUGUAUCAACUAAGGCUCUUUUGAUGACGUUACUUCACACAAUCGUUCUUACCGGGCAGGCGGACAAUCUGCUUGCGGGCUUUUUCAGCUGACUAACUGGUAGGCACUUUUUUCAAGCAACUCCGAUACCGUGGAUACUGACCGCUGCGCUUCGUACAGGCAGCUCAACUCAUCGCUUUACUUCUAUCACCAUCUCGUCCUCAGUGUUCUUAGGCGGCAUGAACAAAGAAGGAUGUCUUCAUUUGUAUAGUGCUUUGCGCAGGCGUAGACAUUGGCCAGUUUAUCAGCCGCUUACACUGCAUUUCGUCGUUCUGCUCCUUCGAAUGUGCAACGCCAACACCCUUCAGAAACGUUGAUCUUUCAAAGUUGAGUGUUAAGCUGUUUUACCUAACUUCAUGAGUCUCGAAGUUUUUUCUAAUAGUUUCUUUCCAUUAUAGUAUUACAGUACUUUGUGUUCACUUAAUCUCUUUCAUGCUUUUUCUCUCUCUCUCUCUCCUAGUGACUUUUAUCGGAGGUGUGACCUUUAUCUGCUUCGGAAUAUUCACAUUCGCGAGUGAUCCUUAUGUUAAGUAG
This is a messenger RNA of Spirometra erinaceieuropaei, 9152 nucleotides long. The record is from the annotation of a GenBank genome assembly. NCBI's taxonomy places the organism in Eukaryota, Metazoa, Platyhelminthes, Cestoda, Diphyllobothriidea, Diphyllobothriidae.